This is a messenger RNA of Erythranthe guttata (spotted monkey flower), 1315 nucleotides long. Its product is annotated as OVARIAN TUMOR DOMAIN-containing deubiquitinating enzyme 3. The record is from RefSeq and is a predicted model, not a curated record. Gene Ontology annotation, molecular function: cysteine-type deubiquitinase activity. Gene Ontology annotation, biological process: protein deubiquitination; ERAD pathway; endoplasmic reticulum unfolded protein response. Lineage: Eukaryota; Viridiplantae; Streptophyta; Magnoliopsida; Lamiales; Phrymaceae. Gene Ontology annotation, cellular component: cytosol; nucleus.
UAAUUGAUUUUCGAAAAUAAAAAUCUCGGAAAACCAGGUUUGGUAGAUAGAUACUCAAAUCAUCUAAUAGGGCAUAUUCUAUUUUGGUGAUGCUCGGAGUACUCUGCCGGCGCCUUCGACCUCCUUUUUCGCCGCCCCCUUUCUCCUACACUCACGGCGGCGGCGGCUGGACGGCGACUCACUUCGAUCGGCGCCUCCACUCAACAAUCCCUUUCCCGGCGGUGUCAAAGUGCAGGGCCGCCGCUUCGGUGUGGCACACGAUUCUCCCUUGCCGGAGGCGGCGGCGGCGGAACGCUGCGGUGCUGGGCCGCCACGAGAAUGAGGCGGUGGUGAAGAGGGGAGAGGGCUCGUGGAACGCCGCCUGGGAUUCGAGGCCUGCGCGGUGGCUCCACCACACGGACUCCGCUUGGUUCCUCUUCGGCGUCUGCGCUACCCUAGCCUCCGCCGCCGCCGCCGCUCCGGCGAUCGAUUCUCCUUGCGAUUCGAAUCCGGAGGUUUUGUCUUUGAAAACCGAUUCAUCUUCUAACUACAGAGUCAGGGGGGUUACAGCAGAUGGGAGAUGUUUGUUUAGAGCAAUUGCACACAUGGUUUGCUUGAGAAAUGGCGAAAAUGCCCCUGAUGAGAAUCACCAGAGAGAGCUUGCUGAUGAAUUAAGAGCUCAAGUGGUUGAAGAGAUGUUAAAGAGGCGAAAAGAAUUGGCAGGUUUUUUUCUCGAGGAAGAGUUUGACGGUUAUGUGGAAAAUAUUCGACAGCCUUAUGUUUGGGGUGGAGAGCACGAGUUGCUUAUGGCUUCACAUGUUCUUAGGACACCGAUAUCCGUGUUCGAGGAAAAGAGAGGCUCAAAUAGUUUAAUAAACAAAGCAAAUUACGGUGAAGAGUAUAAACGGGAUGGGGAGAAUGCCAUUAGUGUUUUGUUUCAUGACUACGGUCAUUAUGAAAUCUUAGAAGCCGUUUAAUUAAGAUUCUCUUGUUCGAUUUUUUUUGUUUAGAGACUUGAAUUUUGUUUAGUAGAAUGAAAGUUCGUUUCAAAUAGAGUCUUGGUAGUAGUAGUAUUAAUGAAAGAAUAUCGAUUUUGACAGAAGUUUUAGUUGUUUCAAUAUUUUAUGCAAAUUGGUCGUAUUCAUUUCGUUUUAUGCGAAAGGCGAUGCAAAUUGAAUUCAUAGGUUGGCUUUUGUUAUGCUAUUAAUUUUUUUUUUUUGAAGCAAGAUUGAGUUUUAUAAGGGUAGUAGGAACUAGGAACCAAUGCAUUAGUGAGUUUGCUGCAUUAUACAUUCUUGAAUCUUGUAUAUAUUUACAUAGUAAUUAGUUGCUUUUA